UCGAGGUGUUCCGAAAAGAUCAUGACAGAGUACCAGUCUACAUAUUACACCCGAUCGCGGGAAAUAUGGGUGAUGAAGAAAUGAAGUGUUUGCAACUUUCUUUGCCUUUGACUGUUGACUGAUUGCAGCAAUGGUUGGAGGAAAAAGGCUUUCUGAUGAAGGCCAAGAACAAGAGAAUGAUUGUGAAAGAAAACGACAGAAGGCAAAUGUGAUGAAUGAUGCAGAUAGUAGUACAGAGUCAAGUGAGAGUGAACCUAAGACUGGUUUUAGAGAUCAUUUGAAAACUGAAAACAUGGAAUUGACAUUUGCUUCACAGAAAUGGAGUAUACUUGUUUCCAUCUUGUUGUCGGACAAGUACAGAAUUGCACAGGACACUUCAUGGAAGGAAAUGAAGAGGAAAGUAGAAGAAACUUUUCCAUUAUUGACCAGUGAUGGAGCUGCAGAUUCACAAUUAAUACAAGAGUUAAUAGAAAGUGACAAAGUUCUAAAAGUCAUUAAAACAGAGCAGGGUGACGUUAUUGAGUUUGUCUCAGAUGACAUUCGUCAUGAAGUGAUGGCAUAUUUCACUUCAAAUUGCCUGCGAUCUGAUGAAGAUUAUAAAAAUUAUAUAGACCUGACAUCAGUAGAUUCUCUAUUAGAGUAUGCCCGCUCCCAGCUGUAUAUUAAGGAUGAUGGAGAACAGUGCCUGUACUUGACAGAGGAGAUGAUAUUGUUCUUCAUUCAGAAACACGGCUUGGAUGCUUUGAAAAACAUUGGACCAAUCAGUGAAAAUAUAAAAUGCAGUAAAGAGUUAUCAUAUAUCUUGAAGGUACCUGAAGAAGUAUUGGAGUGGGAUGUAGCUGCACGCUCUAGUUAUGUAGACUGUGCUUUAAAAGGAACCCGUACAAUACACAGGGCUAGAGCAAUGCUCGUGGGUUGUGCAGGAGCUGGCAAAACUACUCUCCUCAACAGAUUACAGAAGAAAAGUUUUAAAGAAAUAAAAGAAAUCCAAUCAACAGUGGGACUAGAAGUCCAUGAAGAUAUAUUUGAAAGAGAUUCCAAAAAACAAUGCUCUAAAAGUGUUUUUAUUUCAGAUAUUAACGACGCCACAGAUACAGAUGGAAAACUGUUACUGAGUAUUGUUGACUUUGGCGGGCAAUGUGCCUAUUAUGCCUGUCAUCAG
Molecule: messenger RNA, 1162 nt
Organism: Saccostrea cuccullata (small rock oyster)
Lineage: Eukaryota; Metazoa; Mollusca; Bivalvia; Ostreida; Ostreidae
Exons: 6
Source: RefSeq, a predicted model, not a curated record